AUGAACCAGUCUCAGCUGCUGAACCGGAGUUACCACCCUUGGCCACCCCCACGUCCCACAGUGAUACCCGAAAAUCAAACCGCGCCGGUUUUUUCACAAGGACCUAGUUAUGCUCCAGGGAACGUAAACCGGAGUAAUUGGAAAACCUACCGGCCGAACAACAAACCGCGCCGGUUUUUUCAAAAGAAGAAACAGAGACAAAACUACCGUUUUACCCCUUUCACCCCGCACAACACGACGUCAUUUCUAAUCCGUGCAAAAAAAUCCGGCGGAAUCGCCUCUUUGGUUUCCCCAUAUCCGGUGACUCCGGCUGUUCUACCGACGCCGAAGUUUUCUCCGGCGAGGGAAGUUUUAGCUGACGUGGCGAAGGAAGAGUGGGGUGUAGACGGGUACGGGUCGAUGAACGGGUUGAUCCGGGUCAGAUCACCGGAGAAUGAACAUGAAGAAGAGGAUGAAGGAGAAGGAGUUAUUGUUUCGUGGGACAGUGAUGUUGAGGAAGUGGAGAAGAGAUUAAGCCAUGAUUUGAGCCGUUUUGAGAUGAUAUAUGACCCGAGAGAAGGCGGGUCGGGUCGAGAUGCGUAUGGGUUUGGUUACAGAGUUGAUGAGGUGGAGGAACAUAUUGAGAGAUUGGAGGAAGAAAACAUGGAGUUGAAAGAGAAAAUGUAUGUAAUGGAGAGGGAGUUGGAGGAGUUGAGGAAAAAGGUUCGGUAUUUGGAAGGUGGUGAAGAUGAAAAUGGAAACGGGUCGGAAAAUGAAGCGGGUUCUGAGAGGUAG
Messenger RNA from Nicotiana attenuata, 774 nucleotides. RefSeq lists its product as uncharacterized. The record is from RefSeq and is a predicted model, not a curated record. NCBI's taxonomy places the organism in Eukaryota, Viridiplantae, Streptophyta, Magnoliopsida, Solanales, Solanaceae. The transcript has a single exon. Bases 1 to 774 code for a protein of 257 amino acids.